AUGACAUCUAAGAAAGUUGUCAUCAAUGAAAAGCCUAAACCUGCCAAGAAAAGUUUCUUCCCGCUUUUCCGUUCCGAGUCUGUGACAGCUAAAACAUCUGCAGAAGCUGACAAAAUAGAUUGCAAUGCAAAUAACACAGAAACAAAAAAACUGAUGCGUCGAAGUUCUAUGAUUUGUUCUGAAGGAUUUGAUAAGUAUACAUAUGAUUGCCACUACUUUGGAAUUCCUCCCAAACCAUCAACCAAACAAGAAAACGACAAAACAGUUAAAGAAUCACUUCCAAAAACACAAGUCGAAUCAGCUGUUUCAUUAAAUCAUGGGGCAGUAGGAGAAAACUUAGUUUAUAAUAAUCAACCUUAUGCAGCUUCAUCUAGGUAUGAUAAUGUACCUCUCAAUGAAACUACUAGCAGACAAUCUGUGAGAUCAACCGGACCUAAUGAAGCUGCUCCAAAACCUCAACAUAUUACUUCAGAGCACUUUAACAAAGCACAAAAUUUGCCUUUACCACCAAAAUCUUUGCCUCGUCAAGUAUCUUCUGUGUCAGAUAUAUCUGAAACAUAUUCUUCGUCACACAUGCCACCAGUACAAAAAGUUAAAGAGCCUGUUAAUAUACCUCAUUAUCACCCAUACUCUAAUGAAUCUGUAAGGAAUUUUGAAUAUUUUAACUCUCCAUCUCUGUCUGGUGUAUCAUUUCAAAGAGCUUCUAUCCAGAAUGUACCACCAUCUUACAACCAGUCACCAAACGUCCCGUCAUCUAAUAUGGGGAGCCAACAAAGAUUAAGUGGGCAUUUUCACUCUUUUCAGAAUGUCCCCAAUACUCUUAGUAUGCCAGCUUUCAAGCAACCUACUACUCAACUAGCUCCUAUAUCUGAGACUGAUGAUUCAUCUCAAAAAUUGAACUCACAAUACAAUUUUGUUCAAAAUGUUCAACAUUUACCUCCAUCAGGUAGCAAAAAGUCCUUGCCUAUCAAUAAUAGCAUUCAAUCAGAUUUCAAAAAUGUAUUUCCGUCAAAUGUUCGUCAAAACCAGUCAUCUGAAUAUCUGCCGCCAAAUCAAAUCAACCCCGUUGGAUUGGGUUAUAGGUCACAGAAUGCUGCACCAAUAUCUACUCCAUCAUUAAACCUUCCUAAUGAACCUAAAAAUUCUCCUCAUAAUUUCCAACUACACAAACAACCUACUUAUGAUGAUUUCGCCCGAAAUUCUGCUCAAAAUGUGAUGUCUCCUCGUAAAACAGCUAGUCAAAAAAUUACCAGUGAACCAGUUUCUAUAUUGAAGAAAAAUGUUAGUGUUAAAAGUGCACUUAUUAAAAGGGAUUCUGUAGUACAUCCAGAAAAAGUUAACAUGCAAUCUUCUUUAUGCAUUAAUGGAAGGUUUCAAAAUCCAUGGCCAACUUGGAGCCCACCUACUUUGACUAAUAUAUUGAAAUUUGGUAUCUCUAAGGAUAAUAGCAAAGUGCCUCCAAAACAAGAACUUGAUUUAAUUUUGCCUAUGGUAAAGCAGAACUUUUCCAAACUAUCAAUUCCUGAUGAUGGCAUAAGAGUCACUUGGAUUGGACAUUCCACUGUACUUGUACAAAUGCACGGCUUGAAUAUAUUGACUGAUCCAAUCUUCAGUGACAGAGCAUCUCCAAGUCAAGUUGUAGGACCAAAAAGAUUUCGAGAUCCCCCUUGUUCAAUUCAUGAUCUACCUCAUAUAAAUGCUGUUGUUAUUAGUCAUAAUCAUUAUGACCAUUUAGACUAUAAUACAGUGAUCCUUUUAAAUGCCAGAUUUGGAACUGAUAUUCGUUGGUUUGUUCCCCUCGGCUUGCAGUCUUGGAUGCAGAAUGUUGGUUGUGAGAAUGUUGUAGAACUUGAUUGGUGGGAAGAAAAUUGUGUUCCUGAACAUAGUGAUACUUUUUUUGUUUUUACUCCUGCCCAGCAUUGGAGUAAGAGAACUCUUGGAGAUGAUAAUAAGUCUUUAUGGGGAAGUUGGUGUGUAUUAGGUCCUAAGUACAGAUUUUUCUUUGCUGGAGAUACUGGAUAUUGUGAAGUUUUUAAACAGAUUGGUAAAGUUCAUGGGCCUUUUGAUUUGUCUGCCAUUCCCAUUGGAGCAUAUGAACCAAGAUGGUUUAUGAAAUAUCAACAUGUUAACCCAGAAGAAGCUGUUCAAAUACACAUGGAAGUAAGAAGUAAAAAAAGCCUUGCUAUUCACUGGGGUACAUUCUGCUUAGCAAAUGAAUAUUAUUUGGAUCCUCCUGUAAAACUGCGUAAUGGCUUAGACAAGUAUGAAAUCCCACCUGAAAAUUUCUUCACAAUGAAACAUGGCGAAACUAGAUUAAUAGCUCAUGGAAGUAAUACUCAAAAGAUUCUUCAAAUGCCUUGCAUCGAAAGUGAAUUUUAUUUUUAUUGAAAUAGAUUUUAAAAGAUCAGUGUCGGAAUGAAUGAAAUUAUUUAACUGAAUAUUUAAAAGCUUCAAGUUAGUUCCUUAUUCUUUCUCUGUUUGGAAUGUCAUUUAUUUUGUUAUUA
This is a messenger RNA of Uloborus diversus, 2504 nucleotides long. RefSeq lists its product as uncharacterized. Gene Ontology annotation, cellular component: cytoplasm; membrane-bounded organelle. The transcript has 6 exons. Lineage: Eukaryota; Metazoa; Arthropoda; Arachnida; Araneae; Uloboridae. The record is from RefSeq and is a predicted model, not a curated record. Gene Ontology annotation, molecular function: N-acylphosphatidylethanolamine-specific phospholipase D activity. The coding region runs from base 1 to 2388 and encodes 795 amino acids. Gene Ontology annotation, biological process: N-acylphosphatidylethanolamine metabolic process; N-acylethanolamine metabolic process.